AAUACCAGUGUAUUCAAUGCAGCUACUCCUCCAAGAGAGCAGAGAGGGGUCGGCAUUCUGAGAGAAAGGAAUUCUCCUUUUCCUUCUCUCUCUGAGAACGGGUUUGAGAUCUUGGAGGUGGUCUUUUAGAAGAAGGGAAAAAUGAAAAGUAAGGAUAUGAAGCCAGGGAGCAAUCCUGAUAAAUCAUCAAGGAUGGUACCCAUGAGUUUAAUGUUUGUUGUGCUUUGUGGAUUUUCUUUCUAUCUCGGGGGCAUUUACUGCUCAGAGAAGAACAAAUUCUUUAAGAAGGAAGUGGAACCGAAAGUUGAGUCUCGGAAAGAAAUUGCAGUUCCCUCGUCGCAAAUGAAGCCUAUUGCAUUUCCCGAGUGUGGCAGUGACUACCAAGACUACACUCCAUGCACAGAUCCAAAGAGAUGGAGAAAGUACGGAAACUAUAGACUUUCUUUCAUGGAACGGCAUUGUCCACCUAUGUUUGAAAGGAAGGAAUGUCUAGUACCUCCACCAGAGGGUUACAAGAGUCCAAUCAAAUGGCCAAAGAGCAGAGAUGAAUGUUGGUACAGAAAUGUGCCAUAUAAUUGGAUAAACAAUCAGAAAUCUAAUCAGAACUGGUUGAGGAAAGAAGGAGAAAAAUUUAUAUUUCCUGGUGGAGGUACAAUGUUUCCCAGGGGAGUGGGUGCUUAUGUUGAUUUGAUGGAGGAUCUCAUUCCUGGAAUCAAGGAAGGAACUGUCCGAACUGCCAUAGACACUGGAUGUGGGGUAGCAAGUUGGGGAGGCGAGUUACUAGACCGGGGAGUCUUAACUGUUUCCCUUGCACCAAGAGAUAAUCAUGAGGCUCAAGUACAGUUUGCCCUUGAACGUGGUAUUCCAGCAAUCUUAGGCAUCAUUUCCACUCAACGUCUUCCUUUCCCAGCCAAUUCAUUUGAUCUGGCUCACUGCUCCAGAUGCCUCAUCCCAUGGACAGAAUUUGGUGGUAUUUAUCUAACAGAAAUUCACCGCAUUCUUAGGCCUGGUGGCUUUUGGGUGCUUUCUGGGCCACCCGUCAACUAUGAGAACCGGUGGCGCGGGUGGAACACAACAGUGGAAGAACAAAAAGCUGAUUUUGACAAGUUAAAGAAGUUGCUAAGCGGCAUGUGCUUUAAACUGUAUAAUAAAAAAGAUGACUUUGCUGUGUGGCAAAAGUCUUCAGAUAACAGCUGCUAUGAUCAACUAAGUCUGGAUUCAUAUCCACCGAAAUGUGAUGACAGUGUGGAUCCCGACUCUGCUUGGUAUGUGCCGUUCCGUUCCUGCCUGACCAUCCCAAGCCAAAACUUGAAGAAGUUGGCAUUGAAAUCUACCCCCAAAUGGCCUGAUCGGCUGCAUAUAGCUCCAGAACGCGUGUCCCUUGUUCCUGGAGGGAAUUCUGGGUUAUUCAAACAUGACGAUAGCAAAUGGAAGGUCAGGAUUAAGCACUACAAGAACUUGCUUCCUGCUCUUGGAAGCAAUCAAAUUCGAAAUGUUAUGGACAUGAACACCCUGUUCGGAGGAUUUGCUGCAGCUCUUAUCGAUUCUCCAGUCUGGGUCAUGAAUGUUGUUUCUUCAUACGGCCCAAAUUCCUUGGGUGUGGUGUAUGACAGAGGACUAAUUGGUAGCUAUCAUGAUUGGUGUGAGGCAUUCUCAACAUAUCCCCGAACUUAUGAUCUACUGCACCUUGAUGGUUUGUUUACUGCUGAAAGUCACAGGUGUGAAAUAAAGUAUAUGCUUCUUGAGAUGGAUCGGAUCCUACGACCAAAUGGACAUGUGAUAAUCCGGGAAUCCGUCUACUUUGUAGAUGCUGUAGAUAUUAUUGCCAAAGGCUUGAGAUGGAAUUGUCAGAAGCAAGACACUGAAUAUAGUAACACUGAGAAGGAAAAACUGCUCAUUUGCCAGAAAAAACUCUGGUAUUCCAAGAGUAGGCAGCACUGAAGAAUAUCAUACAGAACAAGUAAUGAGAAAAGACUCUAAUUUACUACCGCAUGAAUACUGGCAUCUGAAGUUCAGUGGUUGGUGGUGGUUGGAGAAUGUUCAUUAAAGAGCAGACUUGUGAUUGUUUCAAAAUAUGGGUCUACUGCAAAAGCAGGUAACUCAAUUUGAGUUCAGAGCAAUAUGAAUAGUUUGUUUUAACUGGAAUAAUUCAAUUCGUUAGUUUAUGAAUUUUCAUUACUAUUCUUUCUUCA
Dioscorea cayenensis subsp. rotundata (Guinea yam) is the source of this 2192-nucleotide messenger RNA. RefSeq names its product probable methyltransferase PMT21. The transcript has 8 exons. Gene Ontology annotation, molecular function: methyltransferase activity. Gene Ontology annotation, cellular component: endosome; cytoplasm; trans-Golgi network. Lineage: Eukaryota; Viridiplantae; Streptophyta; Magnoliopsida; Dioscoreales; Dioscoreaceae. The coding region runs from base 142 to 1941 and encodes 599 amino acids. The record is from RefSeq and is a predicted model, not a curated record.